CUGUGUUUGUCAGCUUUGGUUUUCCCUCUUCAUUGCUGGGCAUUUGUUCAGAUUGCGCAACCUGACUAGAGCGGGUGAGAUGUGGACAUGUCGGAGGCAUGUUCUUUGCGGUGUCGCCUGCGGUCAUUUUAGGAUUGAUGCUCUUUAAGGACUUCAGCUUUUCUUCGUAGCCAAUCUUGAGAUAGCAGUAGCAUACAAAUGUACCUUUUGGUUGCUGGAGUCUUCUUCUAAAGACCUAAAGAAGGUGUAGUGUGCAAGUGGCGGUCGCAGGACUUAACAAUAUAUUGUUUUUUGAACAAAGGUUUUCCCUGAAAUAGUAACUUCCAAUAUUUCAUUGUUGGGGAAUCCAAUUUCACUGUGGAUUUCCUCUCUUGGAUGUUGGAAAUACAUAACUUCUGUAAACAUUACCACUCUGUUUUGUUAUUGUUGAGUUGUGGCCAAGGUUGUAUGCUUGUUGUAGUCGUUUAAAGUUGAUGUGCAUGAAUUUCACUUUCAAUCAAUAUUUUUGUAAAAUCUUUGCAAAUAUGAAUAUUCUAAUUUGAAUGUAUUUACUUUUUUAAUAUUCCGGGUUGUGGUGUGUUCUUCAAUCAACCAAGGGCUGUGCUGUGGUUGAGUUUAGGACCGAGGAACUGAUGAGGAAAGCUGUGGAGAAGGUCAACAAGCACAACCUCAAUGGGCGUCCCCUGAAAGUGAAGGAGGACCCCGAUGGUAUGAUCGCUCAGAGAGAAACCAGCAAGAGCGGAGGCCCCCAAGGUGGCAUGGGAGGAAUGGAUAGAAUGGGCCCUGCACCAAAUGGCCCCAUGGUGAAUAUCCCUCCCAGCCUGAUGAACAACCCCAGCAUUCCCAUGGAGGUUAUCAAUGGCCUGCAAGCGGGACGGAUCGGCAACACAGUGUUUGUUGCAAAUCUUGACUACAAGGUGGGCUGGAAGAAGCUGAAGGAGGUGUUCGGCAUGGCCGGCAUGGUGAUGAGGGCGGACAUUCUCGAGGACAAGGAGGGCAAGAGCAGAGGCAUGGGCACAGUAACGUUUGACCUGCCCAUUGAAGCCGUCCAAGCUGUGUCCAUGUUGAAUGGACAACUGUUGUUCAACCGGGUCAUGCAUGUAAAACUGGACGAAAAGUCAAUGCCCAAAGAUUUUGGACCACCUGACAGAGGUUCUUCUCUUCCUCGUGGCCUGAGUGGUAUCGGAUUGGGUUUGGGGCCUGGAGGCCAGCCCAUUGAUGCUAACCAACUCAACAGAGGAGGUGGCGGCGGUGCAAUGGGUAACAUGGGUGCUGGAGUUCAAAGCUUUGAACAGCAGGAAACACGUGCAGAUUCACCAAGCAUCACCUACGGAGUGGAUGGAAUGGGCUAUGGCAGCAUGGGAAAUCGAAUGAGCGGAGGAAUUGACAACUUUGGCGGAAUGCACAACAUGGACCGUUUCGGCUCUUCCGGGAUGUCCAGAAUAAAUGAUAUGGACCGAGGGAUCGGUGGCGGUUUCGACCGGGAGUUUGGUCGAAAUGAGAUGGGCAUGUCUCGCAGCAGUUUUGGAGAUUCCUUUGAUCGAGGAAAUUCCAUGGGUAUGGACCGCAUGAACGUUGCAAUGGACCGUCUGGGAUCAACCAUGGAUCGCAUAGGAAGCCUGGAUAGGAUGGGCCUGGACAGAAUUGACCGCCCGUCCGACUUGGACCGGAUGGGCUCUGGCUUUGACCGGAUGGGCUCUGGCAUGGACCGGCUCGGGCCAAGUCUGGACAGACUGGGCACAGGUGUCGACCGCAUGAGCUCCAGCAUGGAUCGCCUCGGCCCAACCGGGUUCGACCGCUUGGGCCCUUCUAGUUUGGAUCGCAUGGGUGCAGGUCUGGACUAUGGCGCCCCGAUGGGCAUGGAUCGCAUGGGCAGCGCCGGGCUUGACAGAAUGUCCAGCAACUUUGACCGCAUGGGCUCCGCUGGCGGUCUUGACCGCUUCCCGUCCAGCGGCCUGGAUCGUAUGAGCUCCGGAAUGGACCGGAUGGGAUCCGGUGGUGUCGGUCAGUUCGAUCGUUCCGCCGACUUGGAUCGUGGAUUUGGAGGCAAUUCCUUUGGAAAUGCUGGAGCUGGAGGCCCUGGUGCAGGAGCAGGAAAUCUCAGAAAGGGAUGCCAGAUCUUUGUUCGAAACCUGCCGUUUGACUUCACCUGGAAGAUGCUGAAGGAUGCAUUCAAUACGUGUGGUAUGGUGCAGUAUGCCGAUAUCAAGAUGGAGAAUGGCAAGUCCAAGGGCUGCGGCGUCGUCCGCUUCGACAACCCGGAGACCGCCGACCGCGCCUGCCGCACCAUGAAUGGCUACCGCCUGAACGGAAGAGAAAUCGACGUCAGGAUUGAUAGGAAUGCAUAAGUUUCUGCAGGUGACCUGUCGUCUAGUCACUGACGCCCAUUACAUUAUGACCGGAAGUUUCUUGCCAGCCUGUCCACUCGGUUCUUUGUGACAGUGAAAUUGUUUUAGUUAGUGUAGCGGAUUUUAGUUUGUACAUUUGACUUUUUUUAGAGACCAAAUUUCUCCUCCGACAUCCUUCACCUGUCUGCUUUGUCUUCAAAGUGUUUUGAUAAUAAACCAAUGAUUGUCUUGGCCUUC
Molecule: messenger RNA, 2585 nt
Organism: Nerophis lumbriciformis (worm pipefish)
Lineage: Eukaryota; Metazoa; Chordata; Actinopteri; Syngnathiformes; Syngnathidae
Gene: hnrnpm
Product: heterogeneous nuclear ribonucleoprotein M
Cellular component (GO): cytoplasm; nucleus; ribonucleoprotein complex
Molecular function (GO): mRNA binding
Source: RefSeq, a predicted model, not a curated record